AUGGCUUCUUCCAUCUCGCCGGCCAUGCCGCCGCCGCCGGGUCGGACAUCCAACUUCGUUAACCCACCCUAUACGGGUACUAAAUUUGUGGUUGUCAAUUCUAUCUUUCUACCGCUGGCUAUUAUUGGUUUGGCUGUGAGAACAUGGACUCGGGUGUUUAUUGUCCGGAGCUUUCGCUAUGAUGACUAUCUAAUGAUUAUGGCCCUGAUUUUAUCAUGUGUUCUCUCCGGCGUCACGUUAGAGAUGCUCAAUUGGGGUCUCGGGAAACAUAUGUGGGAUGUCCCAGAAGCAUACCUAUCGCCAAUGUUUGAAAAGGUUAGCAAUCCCAGCCUGUCAGUUGAACUUAACAUCCGCUAUAUUCUACUGCGCCGCGACGGGCUUCACAAAGUGUUCCAUCCUUGUAUUCUACCUUCGCAUCUCCCCAGCCGGAACUUCCAUAUCGCCGUCUGGGUCCUUGUCUUUAUUGCCGUGGGAUACAGUUUGGCCAGUGUGCUCGCCAAUAUAUUCGGCUGCACCCCGGUUGCCAAAUCUUGGGAUGAUACAAUUACAACGGGGCAUUGCAUGAACCGACCAGCCUUCUAUUUUGCCAAUGCUGGGCUGGGUAUUUUUACUGACUUUGCGACCGUCGUGGUUCCGAUACCAUGGCUGCGCCGGCUACAAAUGCCGUUGGGUCAGAAGAUUGCUGUGGCUGUCAUUUUAGCAAUGGGUUGUUUUGUUGGGGUUGUGAGCUGUAUUCGGCUAUCAUCUCUGUAUAUUCUUCAGACAAGCCCUGAUUUAACAUGGACGACUACUGACGCCCUGAUGUGGUGCACCAUCGAGUUGAACCUCGGAAUCUUCGGGGGCUGCGUGACUGCCAUUAGACCCUUUGUCCGACGAUACUUCCCUCGAUUAUUAGGUCUCUCAACAUCCGGCGAUACCUCGAAAUCUCGCAAAUACGGCCACCAACUCGGCUCUUUCCCUCACAGCAGUCAACCGGACUUCACAGGGCGCAAUAAUCAAUACUCCGCAACACUUACUUCACACAGCAAAGCGCCGGAUAAUGACAGCGAGGAACACAUCCUACCAACCGAAGAGAAUGGGAAAGGAGUGGAAGGCAUCAUCCGAACGGUCGAGUUCGAUGUAGAGAAUUCUAGUAGCUCGCAUGCCAAGUGA
Molecule: messenger RNA, 1152 nt
Organism: Penicillium mononematosum
Lineage: Eukaryota; Fungi; Ascomycota; Eurotiomycetes; Eurotiales; Aspergillaceae
Exons: 8
Coding region: 1-1152 (383 amino acids)
Source: RefSeq, a predicted model, not a curated record